AUGAUAAACUACGCGCUCGCGAGUGACUGUCUUGAACCGAAAUAUAUCGCCUGUCCUUCGCAUCUGAUUGGAAUAUUAGCAGCAAGAAGAAACGCAAACCUUGGCUGGAUUUUAUACAGCUUCCUGUGGUCUAGCGAUUUUGCAUUAUUACAGAUUGAAACGAUAUCGACGAAACAUUUGUUGGAUUAUAAAAAAUUGCAAAUUGCGGACUCGCUAAGAAAAAAGCAGCAACCGCCAGUCAGUAGCACACCAGUAUCUUCCAAUGGGCCCCCGCCUCCGUCGGCCGCCGCUUCCUCCACCAACAUAGGCACAGUUAUCACAUCGCAGAGCUUCACCAGCACAGCGGUAGCAGCCGCUACAGCCUCUGCCGUCGCCACCGCCACCUCAAUCUCAUCGGCAACAGUGACAAACACAGCACAACCCACAGUCCAUAGUGCGCUCUUUAGUUCCGAAAAUAAGGACAAAAUCGACGAUGAUAGCAGUGGCUCCUCCAGCACUAACCCCGCGAUAGCCGCCGAUGGCAGCGACGACAAGGAUGGCGAUAAAGAUAGCAAGAAGAAGAAGAACCGAUGCGUAACCUGCCGCAAAAAAGUUGGACUGACAGGCUUCGAGUGCCGAUGUGGUGGUCUCUUCUGCGCGAUACAUCGAUACAGCGAUAAGCACGAUUGCUCGUUCGACUAUCGGGAGCUCGGCGCUGCGGAAAUUAGACGUAAUAAUCCGGUCGUGGUUGGAGAGAAAAUUCAAAAAAUUUGAACACUCGUGCCAUCUAAUAUCUAUUAAUAUACAUAUAUAAUUCAAUUUAAUCUUAAUGAAAUAUAAAUAAUAAAAGAGAAAAAAACACAAGAAUGCAGAUAUGGUAAAACACAACAGAGAAAACCACACAGAGCAAGCAAAACAAGCAAGCGUUUAAGAACAGAAUCCUUAUACAUAUUAUUACAAUAAUGGAUAAUUAGAGAACAACCACGCGAACGAAAGAGAGAGAGGAACGAAACAAACAAAAAAAUUAAAGCUAGUAAUUAUUAUUACUUUUCAUAAAUUUAGUGAAGUGAAAGGGGAAUAAAGCUGGAAAUAUAAUUUCGAGAUGUUGAUGGAAACAAUAGAAACCACCUCACACAAACACGACGAAACACAUGCAGCAGAGCAAACCCACACACACACACCCACCCACCCACAUAAAUAGGGAUUUUGUUGAUUGAUUGCAAACCUGUUAGGGAAGUGGUCAAAUGAAUGUUCGUGUGUGUGUGUGUGUGUGUGUGUGCAGACGCUUAGCCAUGUGUUCCUGCUUUAAUCUGUGUGCGUGUGCGUGGACUGCUUAUUGGAGGUAAACUAGUAGUGACAGUGUUUCUUUGUAUUCUCUCCUAUUUUGUAAACAGAAAUCUAUUGCAUAACACCUCGUCUCGUCUCUGAGAGUUCAAACGUUUAGGAUGAUGGAUGAAAACGUAAGAAACAAAAUUCAAACAAGGCACAGCACGCUAUUACUACCUAUUGCUAAUUAUAGAAUAAAAGUGAGCGCAGAAAGAGAAGCGAGUGGAACUUUUUUUAGUGAGUAUUGAGUUGUACUAAUGUGGCUCUAGCGGGUUAAGGUUUUUUUUUGCAGUAGGAAGGGAACAUUAUGCAUGGUCGUUAAAAUGAUAAGUAUAGGUAGAACGCAGGCAAAUAAUAAGUGAGUAAAAUCAGUCCAGCCGGAAGGAACAGCGAGAGCAUAAAACUAAACCUAAACUAGUAAGGAAGGAAUCACUUGUGUUUCUGGACGUAGGACGCAAACAAAAAAGUAUAUUUUAGUAACAAAAUGAAGAAAAUCAUGCAAAAAAAGAAAAACAAAUGAGAGAAAGAAUAAAGAAACAUACACACACGAAAACUUCUGAUGCGAUGAAAAGUAAGUUCAGUUGUAAAAAGAGGAUGAAAGAAACUAGGUAUGAGAAAUGAUAUUUUUUUCUUGAAAUUAAUUUAAUUUUUUAAGUAUGCUACACGGAAUGGAAUUUUAUGAACCUUAAGGAAGUAUAAAAAUAGUGUGUAACCGCAGUUUUUUUCAGAAUAUUUUCUAUAUAAAGUCUUGGUAGGGCGCAGAGUUUGGAUUGUGUUUAUCCAAACCAAAGAAAAGAUAGAUUCGAAAUAGAUACGAUGCAAUCACUAUUUCCUUCUUUAUAUUGAUAGUAGAAGAAGGAAACAGACUUUAUAUGUCGUGUGAAACCUUCCGCUUCAUAUUAGAGGAAAAUCGAUACAAGUUUGCCAUUUUCAUAACUCAUCUUCAAAACAGAGAAGUGUACAAUACAGACUGGCCUUCGUAUCUCUUCUAUUGCCGGUUGAAGCAGAAUAGACAAAAUAAUGCUACAAAAAAUGCAACUUUUUCUAGUCCGUCGUUUAAUGCAAACAAAUUGGUUUCGGCAUUUACAUUCGUUUGUUACCACGAACACACGCACACAAACAAUGAUUUCAAUCGAAUUGUUUGCUAAAAUGGUUAGAAUACACAUACACACAGCCUAAGUCACUUGGUCUUGAUUUUACAAAUUUUGAGUUCAUUCAGAGAAGGGGGAAGGAGGUGCGGUCGAAGAAAGCAAAAAUGAAAUUUCAGUGCAAUCAUAAUAAGUUUUACCCGCAUUAGUGUUAUUCUUUCGUGCUGCUCCUCCCAAUUUUUACCAUUCUGUCCGCUCCCCGGCUCGAGAGAGUGAGAGAGAAUCCGAUCUGUACUGUCCACAUUUUCGUUUUCUAAAACCGUUUACGUAACAAUCGUGGGUUCAAAAAUACCCUUCACCCCAUCGCAAACUCCAUCACUGCUCCUCGUUCGUUCAACAUAUUGCAGCUCUUAUUUCGCGCACUCCUGCGAGAGGACCUGAGAGGAGGUGUAGAUGAAGCGCUUUGUACAGAUAUAAAUAUAUUAUUUAAAUUAAAGAAAGAACAAUAGGUCGAAGAGAAACAACUACUGCGAGUGUAACAUGUAUCCUUUUCACACAUUAAAAUACGGGCGGAAGGUAGAAACAUGUUUUAAGUGUUUAACAAUGCAAACCGUUUAUUAAAUGUGAGCUAUACUACUAGAAUUCGUGAAAACCUUAGAGAGAAAGAAAAAAAAAGAUAGCUACGCGUGAUGUUUUUGUUUUAAUCUGUUCCACUAUUAUUUUGUUCGUUGUUUUCCUACACCCCUCGUUUAGAUCAUUGGAGAUCCUGUUUGAAAGAAAAAUGAAGCGAUUGAAAAUGUAUAUCCUGUUCGUACUUUUUUAGCUUUUAGUAGUUGGUGGCACCUCAGGUUCUUUAUAUAUUUUUUUUUCUUUUCUAGAAGAGUUGAUUUUUUAACAUUCUUGUAUAGUUGCAAUUCUUGAUUUUGUGCUGUUUAGUGGAAAAAAGAGUCAUCCAUGCACUCUUAUAUACACGUUAAUAACAUAAGUAAAUCAAAAUACAUAUGCUUUUUUCCGCUGCGGUGACACCUUUCCGGCAAAAAAAAAGAGUGUGAAUAACAAAUCCAACAAAAAUCGACGCAAGAACACGUUUUCUCUUGAUUGAUUUUAAUUAUAGCUUUAAAUUUCUGGAUGUGGAUUUUAUUCCAAUUAUAUUGAUAUAUUAUCACCAAGACGAAAGAAAGAGAAAAUGAAACGAGAUAUAAUGUGACUUUCAAUUUAUAACCUUAUUACAUUUAAACGCAAAAGGGUAAAACACAACUCUAGUAAGCUAUAUUUGCUAAAGAAAAAGAAAGUGAAAAAAAAACCAAUUCAUGUGUAUAAACAAAACAAAACAAACGAAUUACUAUCUCUCUAAGCGAACAAAAUGGAAAAUGAAAACCCACACACACACAUCCAUUUUUGCGUGGAGCGGAUGGGAGGAACAGAUUGCGCGUACCUUAGCUCUGCAGCGGAGAUGGAAAUGAAAAUAACCGGAUUGGAUUGCUAUAUUAAUGUGUAGUCUUUUGCGUUUUCGUUGUUCCACAGGAAACACUAGAAUCACACACACACACACACACACACACUCCCCGGUUGGUCUCGAAAAAUGAUUGGCAAACAAAAGCACAAAAAAGUAACAUGUGUUGUGGUCUAAUCACACACAUACACACACAAUCGGCUGCUGUUUGGAAACGGGCAAAAUUCAAAUGAAAAAGAAACAAAAAAACAAUUGUAGUUCUGUAGUUGGAAGGCAUCCUGUGUGAAAAAUGCAAGUUUUUAUUAUAUUAAUCGAAGUCAGUCGCCAAUCUGUGUGAAGUGGGGGGAAUGAAAUUAAGACAAGAGAGAAAAGAACAAGCUACUAAUUAACACAACAUAUUUUGACAAUGAAAGCGAGAGUUAAACAAGCAAACAAACAAAAAUGAAAGGGAGAAAAGCAAACUACACUGUUGGAAAACACGAAGAAAGAACAGCAAACUUAUAGCUAUAAUUUUCGUUCAAUUACACGAUUAUUGUUUUUAAAUCAAUUGAAUUUAUUCAAAUAAAAAAUAUACCCAUACAAUAAAAAUAA
Toxorhynchites rutilus septentrionalis is the source of this 4437-nucleotide messenger RNA. Its product is annotated as AN1-type zinc finger protein 6-like. NCBI's taxonomy places the organism in Eukaryota, Metazoa, Arthropoda, Insecta, Diptera, Culicidae. Bases 1 to 753 code for a protein of 250 amino acids. The record is from RefSeq and is a predicted model, not a curated record. The transcript has 6 exons. Gene Ontology annotation, molecular function: zinc ion binding.